AGCACGAGACUGCUGACUGACAGAGAAGACUGAAGAGGACAAAAUAUGACAGCGCGCGGGAAGAGAAAACUCAAAGCCACUCUGCAGGAGUCAACCGAUGGGGAGCUUAAGAAAGCAAGAUCGGAAAACGAUGGAAGACCCCUGUCCGAGGUGCGUUCGGAGUUGAGAGAGGAGGUGGAGCAGCAUUAUAAACUUAGGAUGCCGGAAGACUUUUACCACUUUUGGGAUUUUUGCCGGUGUCUGCAACCAGACAACCCUCGGGAGGCUUUGGUGGACACCCUGGGUUUGCGUCUGGUUGGCCCAUUUGACAUCCUGGCGGAGGCCCACAGAAGCUCAUCCAAGCACCAGCCUAACUUCCACCUCCACUGGAGGUACUAUUACGACCCCCCAGAGCUGCAGACCAUACUACAGGGGAGCAUGGACAACCAGCACCACAUGGGCUAUUACAGAGAUUCUCCAGACUCCUUGCCUGCUUUGGUUGGAGAGAAUGAAGCCAAGAAGGGAUGUACUAUCACCCAGAUGGGGGACAAUGUGUUUGCUGCCGUCUACCUGUUCCUAUCCAAAAAGAGGAAAAACCGGGGCUGGGCUAAGGAAGGGGGCGCAGCUCUGGACUCUCUGGAGGCCGGGCUGAAGGAGAAGAUGGAGGCUCUGAGCUUCUCUAUGGAGCAGAAAACCAAAGCCAUGAAACUGAGGGACAAGAAGGUGGUCACCAAGACGUUCCACGGUGCAGGCAUCGUAGUCCCUGUGGACAAGAAUGACGUUGGAUACCGGGAGCUGCCCGAGACAGACGCGGGACUAAAAAGGAUCUGCAAGGCCAUCGCUGAGGCCUGUGAUGACGAGGAGAGGAUGAAGUCCUUUGCGCCGCUCCAGGAGAUGAUCACGUUUGUCCAGUUCGCCAACGAUGAGUGUGACUACGGCAUGGGCUACGAGCUGGGCAUCGACCUCUUCUGCUACGGCUCUCACUACCUCUACAAGGUGAUCCGCCAGCUGCUGCCCCUGGCCUACAGCCUGCUGGGCCGGACCCUGUUUGGGGAUAUCCUGGAGACACAUCUGUCCUGCCGCUCUCGUGACAACCUCGACCAACUCGCCCCUGUGUGAGGAGCAGGAGGAGGAGGAGGAGGAGGAGGAGAUCAGAAAGAAGAUGGAUGCUGUUUCGUGGACUCUCCAUCACUGUCAUUGUUUGUUGGUGUUGUUUUGGUACUGUUUUCAGUGGGGUUUGUGCCUGUGUGUAGAUGCCUAAUAAAGUAUUCUAUUUUUUAA
Messenger RNA from Hypomesus transpacificus, 1260 nucleotides. Its product is annotated as histone PARylation factor 1. Gene Ontology annotation, cellular component: nucleus. NCBI's taxonomy places the organism in Eukaryota, Metazoa, Chordata, Actinopteri, Osmeriformes, Osmeridae. The transcript is spliced from 8 exons. Bases 46 to 1098 code for a protein of 350 amino acids. Gene Ontology annotation, biological process: regulation of protein ADP-ribosylation; DNA damage response. The record is from RefSeq and is a predicted model, not a curated record. Gene Ontology annotation, molecular function: histone binding; poly-ADP-D-ribose binding.